Zootermopsis nevadensis is the source of this 1671-nucleotide messenger RNA. RefSeq names its product ionotropic receptor 21a. The record is from RefSeq and is a predicted model, not a curated record. Lineage: Eukaryota; Metazoa; Arthropoda; Insecta; Blattodea; Termopsidae.
AUGUACAAACAUUUGAAUAUACCAAUUAUACUGACUUACUUCAAAGCUUUUGAAACAUAUCCAGGCCGUUCGCUUCAUCCCAUUUCAUUGGACUACGUUCGUGAAUAUCCACCUGAGUCUUACCACUCAUACUUGAUAAUAUCUCACAGUGAAAUGAAUACAUACCUCUACACGUAUGAUAGUACAUCUUAUCCUCAAUAUGAGUGGACGUCAAGAGAUAACUACCUAAUUCUGACCAUUUUGCAUAGCAGUUGGCAUGCGGGUGGCACGACGGACAUGUAUGGAUCUACCUUUCUUAAUCUUUGGACGAAGUAUCAGGUUCUGAACGUAAUAACCAUAGUAAAGUACAUGGACAUUUGCAACAAGCAGAGUGAUAUAAUGGUUUACGACUUUUUUGAGACGAAUGGCGUUAUAAACGUUACGCCAGAGCAGGUAGCGGAGUUACCUAGAUCUUACCUGGAGAGGACAUGGAAUUUAAAGGGUUAUUCCGUCAGGGUCACAAUGCUUCACUCGUUUCCAAACGCCGUAUUCAACUGUAGAUCACUUAAAAAAUGUUCAUACGAAGGGCGUGACUGGGAGGUGUUGAGGAACCUCGCCACAUAUAUGAACUUCACCCCAGUCAUCAGCCAACCGCGGGACGGGAAAGGAUUAGGCUACAAAACUGAAUCAGUUUUCACGGGGUCACUGGGAGACUUGGUGUACAAAAGGGUAGACAUCUCUGCCAACGAAAGAUACAUAAAGGACUACGACGCAGACAUAGAGUUCACCAUGCCCGCCUUCUACACACAGCAGCUGGUGGUAAUAGUUCCGAAAGCACAACGAAUUCCCUGGUGGAGAGCGAUGUCCGAGUGCUUCACCUUCCACUUCUGGGUCUGCUUGCUUGCCGUCUUCUUGGUCACCACGGUAGUGUGGUACGUUCUAAGAAGACUGAGCGAGAAAGUGUCGUUCCUCACCAACGCCGUUGACACCAUGGCAGUGUUCCUCACGAUGUCUCUCAGUUUCCUCACGAAGAUCUCGGCCUUGUCUCAGAGACUGCUCAUCGCAUCCUGUCUCUUCUUCAGCCUGGUCGUCAUGUGUCUCUUCCAGAGUUCUCUGCUCGACACGGUCGCUCACCCGCGCUUCCAGCCGGACAUCGACACUCUCCAGAAACUUGACAAGACGGGACUACCCAUCAUCACGCUGGACCGCAACCUUCUGGACACAUUCAACGAGUCUCUGGCCUUGAGGAACCUCGCCGACAGACUUCAGCACCAGGACGUGUCUGAAGACGCUCUGUUGCACCAGAUCGCAAACCACAGGAACGCCUGUAUGCUGACCAGUAAGGGAGAGGCCCUGUGGUUCCUCGGCAAAUUCCCCAACAAGCUGCACAUCGUCAGCGAGAGUCCCAGGGAGUAUUUCGUCUCGUACAUGAUCCCAAAGGGCUCUCCGUACGCCACGAGGAUCCACAACUUGCUAGGGAAGAUGAGUCAGGCGGGUCUGGUGAGGAAGUGGGACGUGGACGCCAGCUACAGACUGCAACUGAAAGCUUUGCGUGAGGGCAGAGCUAACCUUCAGGACACCGGGAAUGCGAAGGUUUUUGCAUUCUUCGACUUUCAGUUCUCUUUCUUGGUAUGGGCAGUUGGGGUUGCUGUUGGAACUGUAGUAUUCUUGUUGGAAAGAUGUUUUGCUUAA